GUGUAUUAGUUCACAAAGUACAUGAACAUGUGUGAUAAGAUGAAAAUACACGUGUAGUUAAGUAUUAAAGAUAUUGAUAUUUUUAGAUAAAGACAUAACACUAAAAUGAUUACGAGUUCGAGUUUCCUAAUUGCUGCAAUAUUAUGUUCAUUAAUAACACUAUCAAUCUGCGAGGAAGAUGAGGCAACGAGUCUUGCUAAAGUUUUUGACGAAAUGGAUACUAACGGGAAUAAGAAAGUAACAUUUAAAGAGGUUUCAACAUUUUUGUCAAGUAAAGGGUUGAAUCAGGACGAUCAAGAUUUUAAAAGAACAGUUCAAACAUUUAUGGAUAGCUACGACAAAAACAAAGACAAAAUUAUAACUUAUGAUGAAUUCGUACCUAAACAUGACGAACUUUGAAACGUCAAAUACUAGAAGAUAUAUAUGUUAUCAAUGUUACUGAUAUAUAAAUAACGAUGCACUUGAAACGACUGUAGAGUGACACGAGAAACAUUUGCUUUAAAUGUGUAUUGCAAAUGUACAUGUAUACAUGCUGUGAGCAUUAUUAUAUGAACAUUUAUAAAAAUACUUAACAAUGUUCAAACAUAUGCUUUGUUUGUUUUAUAAAAAGGACAUAACAUA
This is a messenger RNA of Mytilus trossulus (common blue mussel), 621 nucleotides long. Its product is annotated as 16 kDa calcium-binding protein-like. The record is from RefSeq and is a predicted model, not a curated record. The coding region runs from base 106 to 399 and encodes 97 amino acids. Gene Ontology annotation, molecular function: calcium ion binding. The transcript has 2 exons. Lineage: Eukaryota; Metazoa; Mollusca; Bivalvia; Mytilida; Mytilidae.